GUAAACAUAAAUAUUAAAAGGAAAAAUAAAAAAAAAAGUACCACUUAAAAAAAAAUAUUUCUUCCUUUCCCAUUUUUCUUCCUUUUCUCUUCAUUUUCUCUUCUCUUCUUUACUUUCCUUUAAAUUUUUUUUUUUUUUCUUUUAGAAAAUAUUUUUUUUUAUUAAUGACCACAUCAUCACAUUCAUAUUCUAGUUCUGGUGAUAGUUGUAGCGAAAGAAGUGGAAUGCGUACGAGCGGUACAAGUGUAUUAUCUUCUACUUCUAAUUUCACCAUUUCAAGUACGAUAACCUCUCAGUCGGUAUCAACAAAAUUUUUCAUACCAAGUUCAAGUAUAUCCACAUUUGGAGAAUAUCAAAUAGAACAUAUAGAUACGGAAUCAAUAUGGUAUCGAAAAUAUUUUAUUCAUAAAAAACAUCCUACAUUCGUGGGAAAUGUCGAACCAUUCGGUCCAGUCAUUAUUUCAAUAGCAUUGGAUUGUAAAACUAUAAAUAAUAAUCGUGAUGCUGUAUAUUGGUAUAGAUAUAUUUUACGUCAUAAAGAUCUACCUGAUGAUCGAGGUUUGUUAGUAGGACCUCCACAAACUCCUCUAAGUGAUCCUCCAUGGGAUGUAUUAUUAAGGAGGAUUUCAAGAGAAUUUGCUCAAUCGAAAUUAACAAAAUUAAUAACAACUCCUGAAUUAUCUGAGGAAUUGCUUUCAUUAGAUGAAAAUAGAUUACAAAAAGCUUAUAAAAUUGGUUUAUUAUAUUGUGCUCCAUUACAAACGACUGAAGAAGAAUGGUUUUCAAAUACUACAACUUCAAUAUCUUUUACUAAUUUUUUGGAAUUAUUGGGAACAAAGGUUAGAUUAUUGGGAUUUAAAGGAUUUAGUGGUGGGUUAGAUACAAAUUUGGAUGGUACAGGGGAAUAUUCUAUUCAUGAUGAUAAAACUUUUAAAGAUUAUGAAAUAAUGUAUCAUGUAAGCACUAUGCUUCCAUAUGAGAAAUCAAAUAGAUAUCAAAUAACAAGAAAACGUCAUAUUGGAAAUGAUAUUGUUUGUAUAAUAUUUCAGGAUGAACCAAAACCUUUUUCACCUUUCGCUAUUCGUUCACAAUUCUUACAUGUUUACGUGAUUGUCAGUCCUGUAAAAUGUAAAGUUGAUAGUUAUCAUGUAGAGGUAGUAUGUAAAAAUGGUGUACCUUAUUUUGGUCCACCUUUACCGAAUCCUCCAAUAUUUGAUGAUCCAAUUUCAUUGAAAAAAUUCUUAGUCGCUACUGUCAUAAACGGUCAAAAUGCGGCUUGGAAAACUCCAAAAUUAUCCGAUCCAUUCUAUAGAGCUCGUGGUGGUAUAAUACGUGAUAUAGUGAAUAAAUCCAUUCCACGUAUGAAUAUGGAUAUUUUAUUGACACCUCCACAAUCUCCUAAAAAAUUAUCUCAAGAUGAAUUAAAUUCUAUAUUAAAGGGAUUAUUCGUGGAUCAAUUAAAAUACAAAGGAAAACCUCCUGAUAUUUCAUUAGUAAAAGAUCUACUUGAAAAAGGUGCAAAUCCAAAUAUUAGGAUACCUCAACCUAAACCAUUAAAAGAAUCAAGCGCUUCAUCAUCAAAUGACAAUCUUGACGAUUCAUAUUUUUCCAGUACAUUACCAACACCAUCAUCAACAACCUCGUCAUCAUUACCUUCAUCAUCAUUAUCACAGUACUCAUCGUUCAAACUUCCAAAUAUAUUGUUUGCCACAAUAGCAUUAACAGAUGAUCCAAUUUAUGUAAAAUUUUUGAUAAAUUAUGGAGUAGAAACGAUGCCAAAAGAUAAUCAUUUUCCAAACGCGUUUGUAUUUUCUGCCACUUAUAAACGUGUGGAAACCAUGAGAUGUUUAUUAGAGAAUAUACCAGCUUUAUCUGAUCCAAAAUCUGUUGAUACUGCAAUCAAUGAUACUUAUAAUAGCGUUUAUUCAAAAAAUACUCAAAAUAAUGUUCUUAAUGGGUAUGGAACUUAUGGUAAUAGAAUUUGGUAUAAUUUUACUAAAUUUAAAAAUCAAAUCAGGGGGAAAUAAUAUAUAUUCGUAUACAAAUACAAUAUACAGUAUAUAGUAUUUCUCUUUUUUCUUUUCUUUUCAAUUACAUAUAUAUAUAUAUAUAUAUAUUUUAUCAUUUACU
This is a messenger RNA of Rhizophagus irregularis DAOM 181602=DAOM 197198, 2130 nucleotides long. RefSeq lists its product as uncharacterized. Gene Ontology annotation, biological process: regulation of small GTPase mediated signal transduction; activation of GTPase activity. Gene Ontology annotation, molecular function: GTPase activator activity. Lineage: Eukaryota; Fungi; Glomeromycota; Glomeromycetes; Glomerales; Glomeraceae. The record is from RefSeq and is a predicted model, not a curated record. Gene Ontology annotation, cellular component: cytoplasm.